Molecule: messenger RNA, 4692 nt
Organism: Ceratitis capitata (Mediterranean fruit fly)
Lineage: Eukaryota; Metazoa; Arthropoda; Insecta; Diptera; Tephritidae
Gene: mib2
Product: E3 ubiquitin-protein ligase MIB2
Exons: 9
Coding region: 865-4089 (1074 amino acids)
Biological process (GO): protein ubiquitination
Cellular component (GO): cytoplasm
Molecular function (GO): protein binding; zinc ion binding; ubiquitin-protein transferase activity
Source: RefSeq, a predicted model, not a curated record
AACAAUCUGACAUUUUCUCGUUGCCACCCAAAGUGUACAGUUUUUUUAUAUCUUCGGUUUUUAGUUAGUUUCUCAGAAUUAUUUGCGAUAUAUUAAAUACAUCCUUUAAAUAAAGGAAGUUUUAGGCACAGCCAAAAAUAAAAUAUAAGUAAAACUUAGGGGUUCCGAAAAUUAUCAAUAAUACAAGCUGUGCGGUCGUACAAAGCGUAAAAUGUGUAUUUGAAAAAAAAAAACAUUUUUAACUAUUAGAUAAAAAUCAAGAGAAAACAAAAAAGUGUAGGCAACAAUUUUGGCAGUAAACCAAAAGAAAAUUACAAAACGUGACCAUAUUCUUUUUAAAUGAUUUUAAUGUGAUUAAAUUAGACCUGUGAAUGCGAUCCUGAUCCUAAUAUCAAUUGUACUAACUAUUUUUUGUUUCUCAACCUAAAAAUCAGAGGGCUGAGUUGGUUUUACCCAUCUUGGCAAUUAAUGAAUGUUCAAAGUGCGUAUGUAUAUGCAACUUUCCGGCUAUUAUACCAAUAAAUGUCGUCAUAAAAUACACGCAACGCGAAAGAAAAUAUCGUAAUCAGUGCAACGAAAAAAACUGGAAAAACUUUUCUUUGUGAAGAAAAUUGUGUUAAAAUUAUAUAUCUAUGUAUGUAUGUACACGUGUGGUUACGUUGUUCCUAUAGUCUUUCGUUGACUAAUUCGGAUAUUGUUUACAUAUUAAAAACUCCUGCAACUAUCCCAACAACGAAGCUCAUAUUGUAAGAAGUCCUUUAUUUCAUAUUUUUAGUUAUAAAGAUAACCAGAUAUAAAGAUCUAUCGUUUAUACAACUCCAAAUUUAAAGUGAUUCUAUAAAGUAAAUAUCACAUUGGAUUGAAAUGCGUUCAGCUAUACAACCAGGUAUUCGUGUUGUACGUGGACCAAAUUGGAUAUGGCAAAAUCAAGACGACGGAGAAGGUCACGUUGGUACUGUCUGUGAGAUUGGACGCUCUGGAUCGACACACUCACCCGAAAAUACAGUUGUAGUCAAUUGGGAUUCUGGACACAGAACGAAUUAUCGAGUUGGUUAUCAAAAUCAAUACGAUUUAAUUAUUGUUGAUAACGCGCAAGUUGGCGUACGUCAUUCGAAUGUAGUUUGUGAUGGCUGCUCUAAGCCCGGCAUAGCUGGUAUUGUUUUUAAAUGUGCACAAUGCUCUAAUUAUCAUCUCUGUGCUUAUUGUUACGGUGCUGAUUUACACGAUACCGAGCAUAUAUUUAUCCGUUAUACAACGCCGACGUCACUAGGUGUUCGUGUGCCUCCACGAAAGAAUUCAAAGCGAAUUCAGCUUAAAGGUAUAUUCAUCGGGGCAAAAGUUGUUCGUGGACCAGAUUGGGAGUGGGGUCAGCAAGACGGCGGUGAAGGUAAAACUGGGCGUGUUAUGGAAAUUCGCGGAUGGGACAAUGAAUCUUGUAGAAGUGUAGCAAAUGUUUCUUGGGUUACUGGUUCCACGAAUGUCUAUCGCUUAGGUCAUAAGGGUAACGUCGAUUUAAAGUGUACUUUUCCAUCAAUCGGAGGAUAUUAUUACAAAGAUCAUAUGCCUGUCUUAGGUCAAACGGAAGAACAGCAACCUGUGGUGCCUACUGUGAAACCAAUGUUUUCAGUAGGCGAUCGCGUAAAAGUUUGCCUUGAUGUUGAUGCGCUAAUGAAAUUACAACAAGGCCACGGCGGUUGGAAUCCUCGAAUGGUAGAACAAUUACCCAAAUGGGGCACCGUUCAUCGCAUAACAGAUAAGGGCGACAUACGCGUCCAAUACGAUAAUUGUCCCAAUCGAUGGACCUUCCACCCGGCGGCGCUUGUAAAGGUUAUAUCAUUUCGCGUUGGCGAUUUAGUGACUAUAAUAAACGAUGCGAACAAGGUACAACAAUUGCAGAAAGGACAUGGUGAAUGGAUCGAUCUUAUGCGUUAUGCUUUGGGAAAGCAUUGUAAAGUGAUAAAGGUAUAUUCGGACGGCGACCUGCGCAUACAGCAACUCGAUGACGGAUUCGAAUGGACAUUAAACCCCAAAUGCGUCCGAUUAGAACGUUCGCCAUUAGCCACAGCAGCAGAACGUUCAAACAGCAUGAUGGACUUAAGUCAUAGGCGUACAGAUCACGUUAUGACACCAUUAUCGGGUCUAUCUGGUACAUCUGUGGCCGAUAAGCUGGUACGUGAAGCGGCACAGGGUCACUUAGACUUCGUAAAACAAUAUUUAGAUGCCCACUCCGAGCAAGUAAAUGUGAUGAGUGGUGGCAAGGCAUGCAUACAAGUAGCUGCCCAUCAGGGUUAUGUUGACCUAGUAAAAUAUCUUAUAACCAAAGGCGCCAAUGUUAACGUUGUUGAUAAGGAGGGCGAUUCAGCGCUUCACUAUGCUGCUUUUGGUAAUCAACCCGAAACAAUGCGUGUUUUACUGCAAAAUGGUGCGGAUAUAAAUUUUCUUAAUUCAAGUCACUGUUCGGCAUUACACAUAUGUGCACACAAAAAAACGCCGCAUUGUGUACGUGAACUACUACAAUUCGGAGCAGAUGUAAAUAUUCAAGAUUCCUACGGUGACACGGCCCUGCAUGACGCAAUCGGCAAGGAAAACACCGAAGUUGUCGAACUACUAUGUAAUGCACCGAAUCUAGAUUUUCUUAUAAAAAAUAAUCGAGGAUUUAAUGUUUUACACCAUGCUUCUCUUAAGGGCAAUGUUGUAGCGGCUAAACGUAUACUGCAACUGGCUCGGCAAUUAGUCAAUGUCAAAAAAGAUGAUGGUUUUGCAGCUCUGCAUUUGGCUGCUUUAAACGGACACGCGCGCGUUGUUGAAACAUUAAUAGUUGAGGGCUUAGCAGAGAUUGAUAUAAGAAAUAACCGCCGGCAGACACCAUUUCUAUUAGCUGUUUCACAGGGGCAUGCAUCUGUCAUUGAACGUCUCGUUACACUUGGCUGUGAUAUUAUGGCCAGGGAUGAAGAUGGCGAUAACGCAAUGCAUUUGUGUGUUAUUAAGAAAACAAAUUUACAGCAAGCGGCAGAACCAUCUGGUGAGGAUUCUCCGAAAAUACGAUCUAUAUUCGAUAACCUUGCGCAUAUUCUCGACGAUCGUCUUAUGUAUACAAUUCUUUGUUAUUUAUCAUCGUGUGGUUGUCGCGUUGAACAAAAUAAUAAAGGCACAAAUAUAUUUGGUUGGAUCACAAAUAAAGAUAUGAAAGAGUUAAUUUUAAAAUAUCAACCAACACCCUCACCAUCAAGUACUAACGAAGCUAGUAACUCCAAUCCGGCAGUUGAAGUUGAAAAUAAUAUCCAAAAUCUGAAUUUGAACACAGAUAACGAAGGUGAAACAGCUGGGGCAGCUGCAGUAUCAAAUAGCGGUGAUACUGAUAUCGUUACUGAUGACAUUUCGCAGCCAAAUAAUUUUACACAGAUGUCAACUUCCCAUUGCAGUACUCCCACUCAUCAUGUUGACAGCUCAACAGUGGAGCCGGGUGUAAAGAAAUUAAAUUCUGACCGACAAACGCCGGCGGUGAAUGCAUCGGUUGCUGGUAAUGGUGGCAAUGUGCUGGACACACAAUAUAUGCAUAUGACAGCGAUCCCAUCGACUUCAGGUGUUACUCAAUCAACUAGCAAUCGCAAAAUGACGCGAAAGCCCGAAGGAGUGCCAGCGCCUAAGGCGAGUCCCAAAGCGACACCGCCACCGCCUCCACCUACUCAUGCUACUUUUCACAUUGGUCCACAGGAGUGUAUUGUUUGCGACGAGAAGCUGCAAUUAAUCAAAUUCGAACCAUGCCAACAUCAAAUUUCUUGUGAGGAAUGUGGCCUGAGAAUGAAGAAGUGUCUGCGCUGUGGUGUGCAAAUAGAACGGCGCAUAGCUGCCGGUGGUCGUGUUAUAGUAAGUUCUGAUCAAACACGUGUGCCCUCAGCUGAUCGUUUGAGAUAUCUGGAAAAUAAGAUACAAGAAUAUGAGGAGACGCACUAUUGCAGUAUUUGCAUGGAAAGGACACGUGAUGUUGCCUUUUUAUGCGGUCAUGGUGCAUGCUCCCGAUGCGCGGAAACGUUGCGCACUUGUCACAUGUGCCGGAAGACCAUACUUAGAAAAAUCAAUUUAUAUUAAUGAGUGCUGAAUAAAACAGGCAAAAGUCAUUCUUAAACAAACAACAAGUUGCAGAAGCUGGCAUUCUCUAGACACUUGUAAUUUGUAAAUAUUGAGAAAGAAUAAUACCUCCAGUGAAUAUGCCAAUAGCUUCGAUAAUUAUGUUAAACGGAUUAUUGGAAAUAAUAAUAUCUAAAGUAUCGAUGAUAUCCGUCAGAAUAUAUUUAUGAUUGUGUUUAUGACUAUCGCGAUAACUUUGAUGAUAUUUAUUGUUAUUUAUAUCGAAAGUAAAGAAUACAUAGUUAUAUGUACAGGCAUGCAUACACUUUAGAUAUGUGUUCUUAUUGUAAUUUGCAUAAUAUCAUAAUUUCAGACAUAUUCAUUAUUCUUUUACAAAUUCAACAACACACACAAACAUUUACAUAACUUACACAAAACUUAAUAAAGUAAAUUAUGAUCGUUUGCAUGGCUCUGUAGGACCCAAUGUUUGUAAAAAAUUACUAUUUAUAAAAAAUGUAACAAAUUGAUAAAACAUUAAUUCAGCUCAUAUGUAGUACGUCAAUGUCCACGAAUACCAAAAUUAAAUGUAUCAUAUUAUAAAUAAAGAAGAAAUUCAGAAAUAAA